This is a messenger RNA of Striga asiatica, 512 nucleotides long. The record is from the annotation of a GenBank genome assembly. Lineage: Eukaryota; Viridiplantae; Streptophyta; Magnoliopsida; Lamiales; Orobanchaceae.
AACUAAAAGAAAAAAAAAAAAAGACCAACACUGACUUGUACGUGCAGCCACCGCAAGCGACGGCGAUGGGCGGGCGUAGCCGCCGUCGAGUGACGUUAUCUUUUGCCACGCUGGCGUUUCUUCUUCUUGCAUCAAUCCCAGUUCUGGGUUUCACCCCAUCUCGCCACUUGAGUUUUGGAGUAAGGAAAAUAAGAGAGGAAGUGGAGGUGGAGCGGCUAAAUACGGCCAGACGGCGACUGGGUGGGCCCGGUUCAUCUCCACCGGUUUGCAGAUCCAAGUGCGGGAAAUGCGGGCCGUGCAGCCCGGUUCACGUACCGGUUCAGCCCGGGAUGAGUAUGCCACUUGAGUAUUAUCCCGAGGCAUGGAGAUGUAAGUGUGGGAACAAACUGUUCAUGCCUUAGAAGAAGAUGACCCAAAAAAUUGUUAGCAUAAUUAAUAUUAGUGGAUUAUUUCUGUAUCUUUUGUUCAAAAUUUAUAUUCGAAUUACCAAAAAAAUGCUAUGCUGUUAUGGU